CAACAGCCUCAGAACCAUUGCGCAAAACAGCCUCACAAUCCCUCCUAGCAUCUUCCAAUAUGAGUUCCAAGAUUGAGAAAAUCAUCACUCGGCUACAAUCGAAGAUUACUGAAGGCCAGUUCUACGAAGCUCAGCAGCAGACCCGCGUCGUUGCGUCUCGGUAUAUCAAGGCCAAGGACUGGCCCGCCGCCAUUGAUAUUUUAUAUAAUGUUGCCUCUUCACUCCUGAAGGCGGAGCAAGGCGGCUCAGGGGGUGACCUCAGCAUCUUCCUCGUCGAUGUCUACAAGCAAGCCGAGCUCGCGCCCGACGCAGCCAACAAGGGCAAGCUGCUCACUCUCCUACGACUCUUCGACCCAGAGGAGCCAACGAGGAAGAAGUUCAUAACCGAGAUGAUUGGCUGGUCCGCCAAAUUCGGCUCCUACCCCGCCGGCGAACCCGAACUCCACCACGUCACCGGCUCCCUCUACGCCUCCGAACACGACGUCUACGAUGCAGAACGCCACCUCCUCCUCGGCACGAAAGACUCGCCUCCCCUCCUUGCAAACCUGGAGUACGACUGGUACGCCACCGACGACUCCCACACAGCCGCUACCUACGCCGCGCGCGCUGUCCUCCCCUACCUCCUCCUCGGCAACGUGCGCGACGCCUCCACCGCCCUCCAACUCUUCACCGCACGCCUCGCAUCCUCGAACCCCUCCCUAGCCGUGCAGGACGUCAAGGCGUCAAAAUCGGGGACAAAAGUCUACCCCUCCCUUCCUCUACUCAACUUCCUCACUCUCCUCGUGGCGGCGGUGGAGAAGGGCGCGGCGGAUCUGUUUAGACAGUUGAAGAUGCAUUAUGCGUUGCUUAUCAAGGAGGCGACGGGGUGGGAUGAGGCGCUGGAGAGUAUUGCAGAGAUGUACUUUGGGAUUGCGAGGCCAAGACAGGGGAACCCGCUAUUUGAUAUGAUGGGGAGCAUGUUUGGGGCGCCGCAGGCGCCGAAGAAACAGCCGAAGAGGGUAGGUGCGGCGUCCGGUGCGCCAGCGGCGGAGGGAUUAGAUUAGAUGGUCGUGUAGAGAUGAUACCAAUGCAACACGUUUAGAAUGUCUGUAUGCGCUGGUAGCUGAAGCUUGGUGGCUAGUAGCUGGGUAUCUUCAAACGCCAUGUCCCUUUUCCAUUUUCCUAUCCUUCCAUCAUUUUCAAACAGCAAUCCAAUCAUCCUCCGCCAGCUGCGCGACCUUCCCCCUCAACACCCCCCGCACAGCCUCCAGUAGUUCUGCCGGCUCGCUCGGCGCCCGAUUCCGAUCCCGUAAAUGAUGCUUCAC
Pseudogymnoascus verrucosus is the source of this 1304-nucleotide messenger RNA. RefSeq lists its product as uncharacterized. Gene Ontology annotation, cellular component: cytosol; TRC complex. Gene Ontology annotation, biological process: protein insertion into ER membrane. Bases 60 to 1043 code for a protein of 327 amino acids. Gene Ontology annotation, molecular function: protein binding. The record is from RefSeq and is a predicted model, not a curated record. The transcript is spliced from 4 exons. NCBI's taxonomy places the organism in Eukaryota, Fungi, Ascomycota, Leotiomycetes, Thelebolales, Thelebolaceae.